AUGUCUGCGAAAGCCUCCUCAUCAAAGCACGCUUCUUCUUCAGACGCGAAAGAGGCCAAGAAGCGGAAGGACAAGAAGAACAAGCGUUCUGAGGCACCGGUAGAAAGUGCGGAGGAGGCCGAGGACGUUGACAUGCUCGGACGGCCAGUCAGUGGAUUCGAGCGCGCGCACCCCGGACACCCAGACUGGGCGCAGAAGCAGCCGGCAGACGCGGAGUCUGUGCCUCUGGACUUCGAGAUCGAAUACGGAGAGUUCGACUACGACGAGAUAAAAAAUAACCCGGACGUCGAACUGUGGCUUGUCCGUAUACCCAAAAAGCUCAAGACAAAGCGUUUGGCUGGCGCGACCAUUCGCUCUCCGGAACAGGCCGCUGAGCACGGCGGCCAUGCUGGUUACAUUGCGGACAAGAAGGAGACAUAUAAUGUGUGGAUGACGGAUAGGGAGAGGAGUGAAGAGGACGUUAAGAGGGAUCAGAGGUUACCUGGCGAAGAGAUGUUUGGGAUGGACGUGCUCUUGCCGAGGCAGAAGAAGGGCGGAAAGUUAUAUCAAGCGCCAAAGCCUAUCAAGAGACACCUAGCCAUCACUGCCCCGCUUGCACAGCCGGACACUCCCAAAACCGAAGAAGGCGCGACAGAACCUGUCUACAAAAACGAGCCACGACAGAACUACCCUAUCGAAAUGCUGAAACACCGUUUUUUGCCGACGGGGAGCGAAUCUGCGCGACCACUACCUGGAUCGUCAAAAGCGCCGAUGACGCUGGAGGAGGAAGAUGAAAAGGAGGACGAAGAAGUCCAGGAGGUGAAGGAGAAGACCAAGAAGAAGCGCAAGGGCCAUGCAGAGGAGGGUGGGGAGAGGAAGAGUAAAAAGGCGAAGACUACUCGUACAGAGUAG
Peniophora sp. CBMAI 1063 is the source of this 891-nucleotide messenger RNA. The record is from the annotation of a GenBank genome assembly. Lineage: Eukaryota; Fungi; Basidiomycota; Agaricomycetes; Russulales; Peniophoraceae.